Stegastes partitus (bicolor damselfish) is the source of this 1155-nucleotide messenger RNA. RefSeq names its product chromosome 19 C1orf216 homolog (gene c19h1orf216). Bases 23 to 1072 code for a protein of 349 amino acids. The transcript has a single exon. The record is from RefSeq and is a predicted model, not a curated record. NCBI's taxonomy places the organism in Eukaryota, Metazoa, Chordata, Actinopteri, Pomacentridae.
UGAGUCUCAGUCCAGGUCAGUGAUGCUCCACCAUCAGGACCAGCCUCUGAACUCGGCCUUCGGAGGCUCCAACAGCUCCUCGUCUUCGCUGCGGAACCGGAAGGCCGACAAAGACGGAAACUUCAACUUCCUGCCGGGAAAAGAUGGCGACAGCUUCACGGGAAACGGAGGCGGAGAUGAGAACCGGAACCAGGUGCGACCCCGUAACCUGGGCCCACUGGGUCGGGACCCCCCGAGCUCCUCGCCGUCCUCCGGCUACCACCACAACUCGGGGCUGCUGUCGCCUCGGUCCCGCCUGCCCUGCUGGAGCCCGCUGGAACCGCUGCCCGAGAUUGAGAGCGGAGACGACGGCUACGGCCGAGUGCCGCCCGACGGCGCCGAGGAGCGCCGCAUGGAGGAGGAGGAGGGCCGGGCCAUGAUGGGCCGCGGCGAGGAGAAGCUGAGGGAGAAGAGGGAGCAGCAGAGGAGGAAGAGCUUCAGGAGGCAGGAGGACGAGCAGGAGGACGACGACGAGUGGGGCGACAGCGACUCCGAGUCCGAGUUCAGCUUCCGGUCCGGAGGCAGCAUGUCCGACCUCAACAUGGAGAGCGGCGGCGAGGGGAUGCUGAUGGGAGGCUGGGACCGCAUCGGGGUCGGAGAACCGAAGUCCAGCCACCAGGACGGAGACCCGAACAGCAACGAGCCCAGACGGAGGAGCGUUAGCCGGAAGUGUCUGCCGGGGAGCAGCCUGGGCGACGUCCUGGAGGAGGGCGGCGAGGACGACGACGACCGGUCCUCGGACUCGGACUGCGACCUGCCGGAGCUGAUGGAUGCCGUGUGGACGCUGCGGGACCGCGAGCGCUUCAAGGCCCAGGAGAUGGAGAAGCACCAGGUGCAGCUGACCAUGUACCGGCGGCUGGCGUUGAUCCGCUGGGUCCGAACCCUGCAGGGCCGCGUCCAGGAGCAGCAGAACCGUCUGCAGUCCAGCUUCGACGUCAUCCUCACGCACCGGAAGGAGCUGCUGCGGAUGGGAGCCGCCGCCGCCAUGUCGGCCGCCGCCGCGCCCGCCGCCACCGCCGUCGGCCAAUCGUAGACGAGAAAACUGGAAACUGCACUUUGGCUCCGUUUGCUUCGACCCAGAAAACUUUUCUCCUGAAAGAACUCGAGCUGCGUUCC